AUGACUAACUUAUCGGCUGAAUCAAUCGUCCUAUCUGCUGACUUGACUGUGGAUUCACCUAUAUCUCAAGCAUCUACUCAAGUCAAUGCUCUCCUUGCCAGUACACAUUAUAUACUGGAAUGUAUACAUGCCGUAGGCCUUCCCUGGUGGGCGACCAUCUUUUGUGCAACAUUUUUGCUCCGCACAGCUAUCACCACUCCAGUAGCGAUCUAUCAGCAACGAGCUGUGGGAAGGAUGAUGAUGUUAACGCCAGUGCUCCAGGCUUGGUUGGAGACACUCAAGGCCAGUGUGAGUAUCGAUCAUAAGCUCAAAGAUCGCGACUAUUCAACUUUCAAUCAGGAAAUUCAGAACGCAUAUCGCGCCAAAGUCAAGGAAUUGUAUUCUAAGCAUAAGUGUAAUCCCCGUGUCAGUUUUCUGUUACCUUGGGUUCAAAUACCGCUCUUUGUUACUAUGUCGUUGACGAUUCGAGGCAUGGCUGGAUACCCUUUACCUUUCUUGGGUGACUCUAGGCUCGUGCCUGAAUCAGGGUUUACAGAGGGCGGCACUCUUUGGUUUACAGACCUAGCAGCCUCAGAUCCAACAUGGAUCAUGCCGGUUGCCAUUGGCGCCACUAACCUACUCAAUGUUGAGAUGAACAGCUCGAUGAUGAGUAAAACUCCUACAAGGAACCAAAUUAUUUUCCGCAACCUGUUCCGCGCUCUAUCCAUAAGCAUGAUUCCUAUUGCACAUGAGGUGCCCAUGGCUAUUUGCCUAUAUUGGCUUUCAUCAGGAACAUACAGUGUCGUUCAAAACCUUGCAUUCCGUAUGCCUGGUGUUAGGCGAUGGUUGAAGUUACCACCUCUACCCAAACAAGCUCUCCAGUAA
Messenger RNA from Lobosporangium transversale, 864 nucleotides. Its product is annotated as 60Kd inner membrane protein-domain-containing protein. Gene Ontology annotation, biological process: mitochondrial respiratory chain complex IV assembly; protein insertion into mitochondrial inner membrane from matrix. NCBI's taxonomy places the organism in Eukaryota, Fungi, Mortierellomycota, Mortierellomycetes, Mortierellales, Mortierellaceae. Gene Ontology annotation, molecular function: membrane insertase activity. The coding region runs from base 1 to 864 and encodes 287 amino acids. The record is from RefSeq and is a predicted model, not a curated record. The transcript has 4 exons. Gene Ontology annotation, cellular component: mitochondrial inner membrane.